Anisakis simplex (herring worm) is the source of this 237-nucleotide messenger RNA. The record is from the annotation of a GenBank genome assembly. NCBI's taxonomy places the organism in Eukaryota, Metazoa, Nematoda, Chromadorea, Rhabditida, Anisakidae.
AUGGGAGAUAGUCCGGUUGUGGAUCCGGUUGAGGAAUCCAGAGUUGUAGACGAUAUCUGGAAUUUGAAAAGGGAAAUUAUCGAUGACUUUUCACCAGAAUUCACCUAUUUCCAGCCGGUGACUUUGACCAAUUUUCAGCAAGUGAUCAGUAUGUUAGUAAAGGAUGCGAAAACCGAACGACAAGGUCAGAAGAGUCGAGAUGUGUUACCGAGACUAUGUUCGGUGUUAACAAUGUGA